UCUCUCUCUCUCUCUCUAAAUCCCUCUUUGAUUCCUUUCUCAACCACAAAUGGCUCCCUCAAAUUGCAGCCACAGAUUCUUCAAGUUCAGGCCCUCCUUGAUCACGAAAGCCCUUUGAUCUCUCUCUCUCUUUCUCUCCCCAUUAUCCAUUUUUAAUUCUUCCAACUUUCCAAUUCUGUCCUCCCCCACUCCCUAGCAAUUUUCCUUUCCGCCCUCCAGAAAAUUGGACUUUCCAGGCAAGGUCCAUUUUCCCAAGAAAAUAUCGUUACUCUGCUACGCUGUUGUACCUAUCAACAAACAUUUCGCUCUCGUUUUCUCGCUGUCAAAUCCAACCCCACAACUUUUUCAACAACCAAAUGUUUGCUAAGAAUUACGACUUUUCACGCGCCGUGGUGGAGAUGGCUUGGAUUAUGCUAAGGAUUGACUACUCGAGGCUCUUCUGGCUACUAUUUGGUGUUUUCUCUUACGAAAAUCACGAAGGAAAGCCUCGAAUUUAGCUUUUGUGCUUCCAAUUAGCUCUUUCCUAAGUUUCAAUUAAAUUUCUACGUCAAAACACAUAUAGAGUUGAAUAAUUUUCUACCUCGAAGCUAGUUCGAAGAUCUUCUCCUCACUUCGCACUCGUCGAUACACACACACACACAGCUCAAAACAUGCACAAAGGAAGGUUUCGAGAACGCACUGAUGAUGCCAAGCCCGAUCAUGGCUACGCUGAAACCGAUCCAACCGGACGCUAUGGCCGUUAUGAAGAAGUUCUUGGAAAAGGGGCAAUGAAAACAGUGUACAAGGCCAUUGAUGAGAUACUUGGAAUGGAAGUGGCAUGGAACCAGGUAAAACUCAAUGACUUGCUUCAGUCACCAGAGGACUUACAGCGGCUAUACUCAGAAGUUCACCUCCUCAGCACACUCAAUCAUGAUUCGAUUAUCCGAUUCUACACAUCUUGGAUUGAUGUUAAUCGAAGAACCUUCAAUUUCAUUACUGAAAUGUUUACUUCCGGCACCCUGCGAGAAUAUAGGAAGAAAUAUAAUCAAGUAGACAUCCAUGCGAUCAAGAUUUGGGCCCGUCAAAUACUAGCUGGCCUUGUUUAUCUGCAUGGCCAUGAUCCUCCAGUGAUCCAUAGAGACCUCAAGUGUGAUAACAUCUUUGUCAAUGGCCAUCUUGGACAAGUGAAGAUUGGUGAUCUAGGCUUGGCAGCAAUUCUCCGAGGUUCUCAGACAGCACACAGUGUUAUAGGCACACCAGAGUUCAUGGCACCAGAACUAUAUGAGGAAAAUUACAAUGAACUUGUUGAUGUCUACUCAUUUGGUAUGUGCGUUUUAGAGAUGCUCACUUCUGAAUACCCAUAUAGUGAAUGCACCAACCCGGCACAAAUUUACAAGAAAGUAACAUCGGGAAAGCUGCCUAGAGGAUUGUACAAAAUAGAAGACCUUGAAGCACAGCGAUUUAUAGGCAAAUGCUUAGUAACUGCCUCAAAGAGAUUAUCAGCGAAAGAACUAUUGCUUGACCCAUUUCUUGCACUUGAUGAAGAUGACUUGCUGCCUUCAACAAAGAUUGGACGUCCAAAGCCAUUUUUGAAUGGCGACAUAGGAAUUGCUGAACUGCAACUCCAUGAAAGUCCACCAAGAACCAACAUGACUAUCACAGGGAAGCUAAAUCCUGACGACGACACCAUAUUUCUGAAGGUGCAGAUUGCCAAUGAAGAAGGUUCUGUUAGGAAUGUAUAUUUCCCGUUUGACAUUGUAAGUGACACGCCAUUAGAUGUUGCGUCUGAGAUGGUGAAGGAGUUGGAGAUCAUUGAUUGGGAACCCUUUGAAAUUGCGGAUAUGAUCGAUGGAGAGAUAUCUGCUCUCAUACCACAUUGGAAGAAACAGGACCAGCAUCAAUCAGAUCACUGCCACAUACAUAAUUAUCAAGAGGAGGACGGACACCAUCAUCUUCUCUACCCUUUCUCCUCUUGUUCAUCAUCGCAAGUUUCACUCUCAGAGUUGAUUAAUUGUCACGAGGUGGAUGAAAGGUCCCAUGGUUGUGAUUGGCUCCAAGAUGACUUAUUUGAUGAUACCAGCUCUCAAAGUUCUUUCCAUUCUGGAAAAUAUUCCAACUUUAAUUAUUAUUCUGGUGAAGAGCACGAUUCUGAUAUGAACCCUAUAAGACGAGAUCAUCAAUACUCGAUUGCAAAUAUGCACAACUCUACAAGGUUCUGUCGAGAAGAAACUUCUAGAAUGAGGCAGUCCCCGGUUAGAAACUGCCACAAGCAAGCUUCCACUUCUAAAGAUAAACGACUGAUGGACUGCCGUCGAUUAACAAGGAACCAAUCUCUAGUGGAUAUGCGUAGCCAGUUGUUGCACCGGUCAUUAGUGGAAGAGGUGAAUAAGAGACGAUUGUUCAAGACUGUGGGCGCUGUGGAAAAUAUUGGGUUUCAGGCACCUUGUGAGGUUUCUGGGAAGGAGUCACGUCCAGUGGGAGGUGCAUCUUCUGUGAGAACUAGAAACGAACGUAAGAGACAUGGGCAUAAAGAUAGAAGAACUUAAAUUCUCAGAUCGCUUGAAUCUGAAAAAAAUUCAGACAUAGUUCAACUUUGUAUAUAUAGCUAUGCAAGUAUAAAUGUUGUCUGAUGCCUAGACAUUGUCCACACAAACUUUGGACUUUCUGUUUAUAUUUUGAGGUAUUGUAACAAAGAUUCUCAUCAAGCAGCAAAAACCUUGUUUAUAUCCCAAGCUUCCCUUUCUUUGGUAGCUUUGCUCGGCGAGUUUUGGUUGAUUGAUCUUACAUUAAUCCCGGGACAGCUUCAGGAAGGAUGGUUGUGGUUGAUGUCAUCGUUUUGUAUUUUGCUUGUAUGUUUUACGUAUUUCUGAAUUACCCAAAAAACAAUAAAAUUCAGAAGAGGAAGGUUUAUUCGGUACUGUUUUGAGCGUUGUGUGUAAUUUUUUUUGUGUGAUUGGAUUGUGUUUUAGUGGAAGUGCUGAUGACGGUUCUCUGUU
Camellia sinensis is the source of this 2975-nucleotide messenger RNA. RefSeq names its product putative serine/threonine-protein kinase WNK4. The record is from RefSeq and is a predicted model, not a curated record. Gene Ontology annotation, biological process: protein phosphorylation. Lineage: Eukaryota; Viridiplantae; Streptophyta; Magnoliopsida; Ericales; Theaceae. Gene Ontology annotation, molecular function: ATP binding; protein kinase activity.